AUGGAACUCAAUAUUUGCUUGUAUUGCGAAAAGCGUCUACUCGAUGAUUCGCUGUCAUUCUGCUCAACGACUUGUCAAGCCAAAGAAGCUGCCAAGGCACCCGACACUGAGCUAUUGUUCAGCAAUAUCACCCACCAUCAUUCGCAUCGUUUUCGACACUCCUCGGCAAAUAUGAUCUGUCAUAGCCCACCACUAUCACGGAUCUCAUCCACUUCUUCCUCAACAGUCUCCUCAACGGAUGAUGGAUCUUCCAUCUUUCUUCCAUCCGAUGACAAGCAUGUAAUCUAA
Molecule: messenger RNA, 288 nt
Organism: Lichtheimia ornata
Lineage: Eukaryota; Fungi; Mucoromycota; Mucoromycetes; Mucorales; Lichtheimiaceae
Exons: 2
Coding region: 1-288 (95 amino acids)
Source: RefSeq, a predicted model, not a curated record